CUCUCUCUUUCUCUUUCUGCAUCUCAGAUGUUCAUUCAGGUUGCGAAGGAGGUUGGAGGGACCUGCAAUCUGGCCCCAAUCCAGCGCCUGGACCUGUUGCUGCGAGACUGGCAGCUCUCUGGAGCCUACGGCGCGGACGCGGGGCAGGAGUAUCUUGGAGAAAUCACACAGGACCUGGAGGUCUCUGCUGAGCAGCCCCUGGUGUUGGAAGCCCUGAGGGCAAGCGGCACCCGGUGCUCUCUAUUGCCCCACCCUGGCACUCAGUUCACCAGGAGCAGGGCAGGGACGCCAGAUGAGAAGAUGAGGGCAGUGGGGGGGGCGGGGCGUUAA
Trachemys scripta elegans is the source of this 330-nucleotide messenger RNA. RefSeq names its product RING finger protein 112-like. The record is from RefSeq and is a predicted model, not a curated record. Bases 28 to 330 code for a protein of 100 amino acids. The transcript is spliced from 4 exons. NCBI's taxonomy places the organism in Eukaryota, Metazoa, Chordata, Testudines, Emydidae.